AUGCUAGGAUUUCAGCAUGACAGUUCAGUGGUUGAUCCGAUGACAAGACUCAAACUCAAACUGCUGGAGAAGAAACUGGAAAAUCAAAAGCACAAUAUGGACGACAGAGCGGAGUCUGCCCAGUCUGCAAGGAGUUAUGAUGGAGAGUUGGAUCAACUGCACCGUGCACUGAGGCGAAAGCAGGACCUGUUGCAAAGACUCAGGGAGCAGCACAUGUUAGAAGACCUCAACAGACCUCACACCUGGGGAGGGUCACAAAGACAGUACAAGUCACAUUUCUUCACUGCCCCUCAACCGCCUCCACCACCCCCACUCCACCAACCAGUCCCUGCUCUGUCCUUUCCGCCCCGUCCACCACCUGUUCUGCCUCAGCCAUCACGCAUCAUCCAGCAGACUCUAUCCCAGCAGCCUGCCGCCAUCAUACAACAGCUGCUGCCACAGCUGCCUCAGUCCUACCCUGCACCACGCUCAGGCAGCAUCAAAGAGGACAUGGUGGAAUUGAUGCUGAUGCAAAAUGCCCAGAUGCACCAGAUCAUAAUGCACAAUAUGAUGCUGAAAGCCAUGCCUCCUAUGUUGCCAGCUGGAGGGCCCAGUCGCUGUGUCCCUCAAACUACAUAUCUUGGGCAGGAUGGUUACCAAGGAAACCCCAUUUUUUUAAGGCCAGAUGUCAAACCAAGAGGACAUGCUGUCCAUCAUCAUUAUCACUAUGGUCCUACCCUUGCAGCACCACAGCUGCCUCCCAUCAGCCAACCUACAUGGCUACCAGGGGUGUCAUCUGACCCAGGAGGGGGACAUCUACCCUCCAUACACCAUGCAACAGACCCUUUCAGACUCCCACCACUCAAUGUGUAAGGUUUAGCCUACUAACAGCAUGUGUAGUCCACUUUGGGUC
This is a messenger RNA of Etheostoma spectabile (orangethroat darter), 892 nucleotides long. RefSeq lists its product as uncharacterized. Lineage: Eukaryota; Metazoa; Chordata; Actinopteri; Perciformes; Percidae. The transcript is spliced from 8 exons. Bases 1 to 852 code for a protein of 283 amino acids. The record is from RefSeq and is a predicted model, not a curated record.